AUGGCUUCCGUGGGUUCUCCCACAUUUGAGAUCAAGUUGCAGGGAUUUGGCAACUCGAUACAUCGCGCCGAUUGUGCCAUGCUCUACCUCGAAUUCGAGUCACACGAGGUUGCUACUACAGCUGAAGCUUCAUCCCUGGUCACCACCGCAGCGAACGCCAUUAGGACCCUUGUUAUACCCUACAUUUCCAGAGACGAAGUUACUGGCGAAUUUCUCCCUUAUUCCUCUGCCAUAUCGAGAUACUCCAUCUCGAGACUACCUAUUGACACCUGGCAGCAGCGAAGUAUCGUAAAAGUCGAGGAUGGCGCUGAGUUGCCUCCCGUAUACGUUGCCAAGGCUGCGUUCGACACCCAGUUCCGCGACUUCACCGUGCUGAACGAGCUCGUCACCCAGUUCUCGUCGAUGGACAACGUGGCCAUGAAGGAUAUCAAGUGGUACCUGACGGACGCGACCUUGAAUAGUCUCGAGUCGAAGACACGCAAGAACGCGGCCAGGGGCGCAUUAAUCGGCGCCGUGGACUACGCCCAGGUCUUCCUCGAUAUCGAACCCCUCCAGUUCCAGGCGGCCAAGCUCCGGAUCGUUAGUGUGACCGAAGGCGGCUGGAGCUCCAGCAGAAGCAUCGAGCGGCUGCGACUUGAGCCGCCAAACCUGAAGCUGGAAGUCGAGGUCGAUGCUGUGUUUCAAUCUGCUCUUUAG
Molecule: messenger RNA, 696 nt
Organism: Anthostomella pinea
Lineage: Eukaryota; Fungi; Ascomycota; Sordariomycetes; Xylariales; Xylariaceae
Source: the annotation of a GenBank genome assembly